UGAAGGGAUUAGUUACACAGACAACCUACCAUUAAGUCCCGUCUUACGUAGGACUUUGAGCCAACGAGAUCCGAUAUCGCCUUCAUCUCAGGAGGGUUGAGCCUGCGGACACAGAGGGCCUUCUAUCUCACAGAGCCCUGGAAGAGAGUCUUGUUCAGCUCCUUCUUCAUCCCCAGCUCCAACUAUGUACUCUGCAGGCUUGGAAAUUCUUGGGAUGAUCCUGGCAGUGGCCGGCUGGCUGGGGGUAAUGGUGGCCUGCGGCCUGCCCAUGUGGCGUGUGGCUGCUUACAUCGGUCAGAACAUUGUCAUCUCCCAGGUGAUCUGGGAAGGCUUGUGGAUGAACUGUUCGGUGCAGAGCACAGGCCAGAUGCACUGCAAGGUGCACGACUCCAUGCUGGGGUUACCAGUGGACCUGCAAGCGGCUCGUGCCUUGGUCAUUGUCUCCAUGGUACUGAGCAUUGUGGGCAUCGGCCUGUCAGUGGCUGGUGCCAAGUGCACCAACUGUAGCCGGGAUGUGAGCAGUAAACCACGGCUCGUGGUGGCUGCUGGAGUAACCUUCGUGGUGGCUGGACUGCUGCUGCUGGUGGCUGUGUCCUGGACAGCACACGCCAUCGUCCUAGGCUUUCACGACCCGCUGCUGGAGGAGACGGGGAAGAGGGAGUUUGGUAAUGCUCUGUACUUUGGCUGGGCUGCCUCCUGCCUGCUCAUCCUAGGGGGAGCCCUGCUCUGUUGCUCCUGCCCACCCAUAGCGGCUACAGCGCCGAGUGGUGGUGGCUCCAUGUCUCCCCGGGUGGAUUACUCACCUGUCAAGACCAUGUCAGUCAAUGGAUACACCAGAAGAGACUAUGUAUGAACAUGUAACGUGUGGGCGCAGUUGAAGAUACGAUGACCAGUGUUAGCAAAUGUGUGCUCAGUAGAUGGAUGUUUGUUGGCAUGGAUGUUAAUGCAGCAUCUUGGGCUUGGACAUUAAGCAUGAAUCACUGAUGCAUGUCUCAUGAUGUAUUUUUGUUAUGACCAUUUUUCUGUAGUGGUUGGCAUCUAAUGUAGCUUUUAAUAUUUUAUUUCGAAUAUUAAUACAUGUUACUUGUAGAUUUUAGAUUUUUUUCUAACAAACGUUAAGAUGAUGUCUGAUUUUAAAUAUAUUCACACAAUGCCUAUGCAAAUUAUUUCUGAUUAAAGCA
Molecule: messenger RNA, 1181 nt
Organism: Siniperca chuatsi (mandarin fish)
Lineage: Eukaryota; Metazoa; Chordata; Actinopteri; Centrarchiformes; Sinipercidae
Product: claudin-4
Exons: 2
Coding region: 185-853 (222 amino acids)
Biological process (GO): cell adhesion; bicellular tight junction assembly
Cellular component (GO): plasma membrane; bicellular tight junction
Molecular function (GO): structural molecule activity
Source: RefSeq, a predicted model, not a curated record